Molecule: messenger RNA, 4292 nt
Organism: Notothenia coriiceps (black rockcod)
Lineage: Eukaryota; Metazoa; Chordata; Actinopteri; Perciformes; Nototheniidae
Gene: tcf19l
Product: transcription factor 19 (SC1), like
Exons: 5
Coding region: 1-1554 (517 amino acids)
Biological process (GO): regulation of gene expression
Cellular component (GO): nucleus
Molecular function (GO): protein binding
Source: RefSeq, a predicted model, not a curated record
AUGGAAGCACAAGGAGCACUAAGAGUAGCCAGAGGGAAAGAGAUCGUACUGUAUGUACAGGACAGUCAGAAACACACCUCUCAGAGCCUCAGAGGGCUUCAGUCUUUAGUGAAACCUGAAGCUUAUUCUCCUCUUGCAUUGCUAGGCACCUGGGUGAACGAGGUCCGCCUCCAGCCCGGCAUCCAAUGGGAGCUCUCAGAUGGGGACACGCUGACCUUCGGGGGCCAGUCGACUCCAGGGAGCCCCGAGUUCUACUUCCUCUUUCAGAAGGUCAAAGUUCGUCCGCUAGACUUCGAUGCCAUCACGAUUCCAAAGGCUGGCACCUUCUCCUCCGACCUUCAGAACCGGAUCAGAACCAACCAGGAGCGUAAAGCCGCCGCCAACCUGGACCUGUCCAAGCUGUCCAUCAACCGCUCCACCGUCAUCCUCAACUCCAUCGGCAGUCUGAGCAAGAUGAAGGGCAGUGCCUGGACCUUCAAGAGGAGCCACAGCAACGAGGGCACCGCCUCGGACCCCGGCUCCUCCUACUCCCCCCCCCUGGAGGUGGGCAUGUCCUCUCUGCUCCCGCCCUCCACGCCUCCAUCCUUCUCAGCUGCUUCAGUGCCCUCAUCAAAGUCCCAGCAGCCGACCUCCAGGAGCCGCAGGAAGUCGGCCCACACCGUGCUGCUGGAGGAUGACAGCUCCGACGAGCCCAGGUGUCGAGGAGCUCCAUCAGGAUCUGUGGAGGACGGACAGAGGUCGAGGGCGAAGAAGCGGCGGCGGCUCUACAAGUCUGAGUCGGAGACUUUCAACCCCCCCCCUCUGCAGCUGCCGCCCCAGACCCACACCGACAUCCGGCGCCCCCUGGAGGCCAAGCCCUUCCCCGCCGGCAUCAGGACCAUCGGCAGUUUCCACGGCGCCAUGACCAACAGCCGUCUGAACCAGAACCUCCUCCAGGCGUCCUUCUCCAGCCCCGCCUCCCACAAACAGGAAGUGCAGGCGGUGCAGCGCGUCCAGACGGUAACCCACGGCAGCAUCGCAGCGUUCCGCCAGCAGAAGUCUGCUCACUGCGCCCCCGCACCGCAGAGGGGCCGGCGGAGGUCCCUCUGCUCCCCCGUGUUCUCCCCCCUGGUGGUGGGAGGAGAGAAGUACAGCCUGGCCUCCCCCUCAGUGAGGAUCUGCACCGAGGAGAGAGGCAGGGUGCAGUUCAACAGGUUCCACCACCCAGCAAGUAAGCGACGGGGCCGGCCCAGAAAGAACCCGCUCCCCCCCCAGCCUUCCCUCCCCUCUCCCUCCUCCUCGUCCUCCUCUUCCACCUCCUCGGCCUCCUCCUCCUCGGGCUCCUCCUCUUCCUCCUCCGAUGAGGACGACGAUGACGAGGAGGAAGAGGAGGAGACUACAAGCAGCGCGGUGGAGCCGUGCGCGGCCCCCCGCUGCCGCCUCCCUCAGCAGGACACGGUGCAGUGGAUCCAGUGUGACGUGUGUGACGCCUGGUUCCACAUAGACUGUCUGCACGUGGACCGCAAGAAGCUGCUGAAGGACCCCAACGCUGACUUCCACUGCGGCUGUCGCUGAGGGGGGGGGGCACUGGUGGUGUAAAAUAAAAGGCCCCAGUUAGACUUUCCACAUUUACCCCAUUUAAAUCUGUAUUUCCUUUAGCCACACCUGUGGAAAUCCUUUUAUUGAGGAUGCUAAUGGCAGGAAAAAGUCCCUGAUUACUCCAGCCUGAUGUCCCAAGUUUGAGCGUUUCUAAAGGUCCGACGGCAGCUCCAUGAACCUGCUGUCUGCUCAGUUUCAGGGCUCAGGCUUUGGAGAACAAAGUGUGAUGAAAUGUCUCAGGCGGGAUUUCAUUACAGCUUUGACUGCCUGGAGAGGUGCGGUCAGGGCGGGAAACAUGAUGAAAUGUUUCUGAGCAGCGUGGCUGUCGCUGAUCAGAGGCUAGGGAGGCUGAUGGAAUGUUUCAUGUCCACACACAUUCAACUUUAUCGGAUGUCUGCCGCCUUCACUGUUUUAGCGGCGAUUGUUCAGGGCAGAAAGGACCUUCAGUGGACAUUUACGGAAAGAAACCUUCACACCCAUUGGGCUGUUUCCCCGCCCCCCACAGUCGUGAUGAUAAACUCUACGAGAUGUCUGGAGUGCAGCUGUCUUGGAAUCAGCGUACGUUGUUUCAGGACAAUUCAAAGGCAGGAAGUGCGUCAGCAGACUUCCAUUGUGGCUGCUGAUGAGAGGCGCUUGAGGGAGGAUAAUCAAAUGUUUGAAGGCAGGAGUGUGUGUGUGUGUGUGUGUGUGUGUGUGUGUGUGUGUGUGUGUGUGUGUGUGUGUGUGUGUGUGUGUGUGUGUGUGUGUGUGUGUGUGUGUGUGUGUGUGUGUGUGCUGUUGCUAUGGGACGUCAGGCUGACAGUGUGGCUGCUACUUUGGGAGCACUCGUUACCACGGAAAUGUCAUGAAAUAGCAUCCUCUGAUUUUACAGAACAAACAGAUUCAGAAAUGAUCUUCAGUGAUGUGUCUCCGCACACUGCUGAACUCUUAGUGGACACGUUCCUCCUGACUGAACUGUAACUGCACACAUAUCUGCCGCUUGAGUUGGAAUGAAAUAAAAAAAACUCUCUAAAGCACCUUUUCUAUUAUUUAAAUCUGAUUGACAUGGACAAAAACUGUCCUUUUUUUUUAAAACGGCAACGUUUACCACCUUUUCAUGUAAUAGACUCAGUUCAGAUAAUGCUAGUGUUUAUAAAGAUCAUUCUGGGCUGAUGCUGUGUAAAUAAGCGUUUAUUUUUUGAUCUGUUCAAGGAAGAGGAAAUGUAGAUUCUUGAGCAAUAAAAUAAGAAGAAAAAACUUUAAGAUAUGUAUUUUUUGGAAAAAUUGUAAUAAAUUAGACCAAUGAUUGGUUACAGUUGAUUUGAAUGUUGUUUCUGUGCAGCGUUUUGAAUGCCACUAGCUGGCACAACGCUGUCACAAAAUAAGCAGGAAGUUGACAAAAAUCACUGGUUUGGGAUCAGUUUCUUACAAGUGAGACUCAACAAAGUGUUCUUUGAGAUCCAUAAUCCUGUGUGUUUAUGGACUUCUGAUAAGUGCACUUUCAUAACAUUACAAUGAAAAUAACCAACAUGUAUUUUGUAUUCUGAGGAAACACCACUUCAUUGCAGUACUACAAUAUCAACUAUAUAGAUGUUAACAAAGAAGCCUAAUAUCAUACAGUGUUUGUUUUUGAUGUAAAAGGAAAACCAAAUAGUCAGGUUUUCUCUGUUCAUUGUGUUUUGGUUUUGUAUGUCUCAUCACAUGUUGCAUAUUCUUUUUGUCUCUUGAGCUUUUUAAGAUAUUUAAAUGUGUUUUCUAUGUCUUCCUCAUGUCAACCAUCAUCCUCACAUUGUCUCCAGCUUCACGUGAAAGUCUUAAUGAAGGAUGUAUUCCCAAGCUGCAUUUACACGUGAACUGUCGCUGAGAGUGCUACUUUUUUAAUUGGGAGAAUUGACAGUGUGACAACAAUGGAACGGAGAAAAGGAAAAGCCAUAUUACGUGCAAAUGACUCGGAUGGUUGUAAUUAGAAAUGCAAUGACAAAGAAGCAUCUCUCACUCCCAUUUGUUUACAUCAAGUUCUGUCAGAAAUACAUUUGAGGCACUAGAGAUGGACAACUUUCUAUUAAACCUGUAGGAAAAAUAUAUUCAUUUAAUAAGCAGAAAUCUGACCUACAGUUUAUAACUUACUUCAAUUUAAAGAAAUUAUUUGGUUACAAGCAAUGCAUUACAAAAAAGGUAAAGUAAUUAAAUAACAAUCCACAAAUAAAAAUAGAGUAAAAGGAAGUAUUUCUGUUUUUAAAUCAUUGUAUAUUUUUGUUUCUUAAAAACAAGCAACUUUAAAAUAGCACUUCUGGCUGCUCAUGGGCUUCGUCAUUCGUCAUCAGUUGACAAAUCAUCUUUGUAUAUUGACAACCACAUUACUAACAGCUCUUUGCAAAUCUGAAAUAUGUCUCAUUUACAUUGCCUCAAAGACAUUCAACUGAUCGAUUACAUCCAGUUUGCGAUCAUAACACUGUUGAAUGUUUCGUGUGCCAUCGGCAUAUUGGAGCCUUAACAUGAAUCAUUAUUGUGUUUACUGUACAAACUCCUUGAUACCGGACUCUUAAGGUGGAAGCUUGUGUUUGUUUCUUAAGUCUCGUCAUGUUUGAUCUCCUUUUCUCAGUUUAAUACUGAAACAUCACUGGACUCUUCUUUUACGUUCUCACUCUAACCGUCACAUUUGAAAGCAGAAACACUCCGAUGUUUUGCGGGGUUGUACAGAAUUGUCAUUUCCCUCUGAGAUGCCAUCAGCAUCA